AUGAUGUUUGCUUCGGUAAUACUAGUUUCUUUGGUGCUUUCACGAGAUGCUCUGAAAGGUCUACUCACCAAUAAUAUUUCGUCGUCUACUGGUGUGCCAGUAAGAUAUGUGGACGAGGCUCUGGACCGUGGUUACAUGCGUUGGGCAAAUCUUACGCAGCAUCAAUGUGCUGCUAUUUACAUUUUCUCGGUGGAUUCUCCAUGUUAUAGGCUGGUCAAUAUCGCAUUGAGAACAUUAAACGAAACGGCACUAAAGCCCUGGGUAGCUUAUCUCAAGCUGUUACAUGAAGGGGUCGACCUGAUAUCCCCGGAAAAAAUAGAAUUAUGUCGUGGCGAUUCAUAUGAUUUAUAUCUUUCACACGACAAAAAUUCGAUUGUUUACUUGCCAUCUUUAUCAUACAGUGUAAAACCAGAGAUAUGUGAGAUGUUUUCUGGAUUUCCACGCGAAGAUUGCACAAUACUCAAGGUGAAAGCAAUGUCUGCAAGAGAUAUACGACCUUACUCAACAUUUGGUGGAACAGAGGGUGAAUACAUAAUUUUGCCUGGUGCAAAGGUGAAGAUAGUGGAUAUUAUCCAGCGAACAAAUACUGCUUGUCGCACGGUUGUAGUAGAAGAACUCCCGUUUCAGUCGUCGCACUCAAUAGAUGUAACAAAUCUUGGAAAUCAGAUAAGUCCUGAACAGGAUAAAUACUACGAUAAUUUUAUGCGGAGCUAUUAUAAACGAGCGAUAUUGACACGCCUUAACGUUAGAUCCUUGGACAUCAGCGUCAUCGGCGGUUCCGACAAUCAAUUACUUUCCUGGCCAAUUAUUUUGUCCGUUAGCGGUAAAGUGCCUGUCACAAGCACUCAACUCGUUGGUCGCAUUCUUAUUGGCAUUGAUGAGCAUGCCACACGUGGUCUUACUGCCAAAGAAAUUAAAACGCUCUUAAAGAACACUAAAGCGAACGCCGUGGGCCAAUGGAUAAGCAUAUACACUAUUGAUGCUGACUUUCCUUAA
Adineta ricciae is the source of this 996-nucleotide messenger RNA. The record is from the annotation of a GenBank genome assembly. NCBI's taxonomy places the organism in Eukaryota, Metazoa, Rotifera, Eurotatoria, Adinetida, Adinetidae.